UCAGUUCCUGCGGCCGCGCACAGCCCGCGUCUCCUUCCCGGCUCGGCGCUCGGGAGGCGGCGGCGGCGGUGGCGACGGAGCGAGGCCCGGGCGAGGCGAGGCGAGAGGGCGGCGGGCGCCGGGGCCCGCGGCCGGCACGACGGAGUCCCCGCACGGCCGGCGGCAGCGGUUGGCGGCGGCCCCGGGCGCCCGGCGUGGGAAGCGGCGACGGGGCGGCGGCGCCAUGGAGCCUCGGGAGGUGAAGGACCGAAUCCUGGAGAACAUCUCGCUGUCGGUGAAGAAGCUGCAGAGCUACUUCGCAGCAUGCGAGGACGAGACCCCUGCCAUCCGGAACCACGACAAGGUCCUGCAGCGCCUGUGUGAGCACUUGGACCACGCCCUGUUGUACGGAUUGCAAGACCUGUCCUCUGGCUACUGGGUGGUCGUGGUCCAUUUCACCCGCAGAGAGGCCAUCAGGCAAAUUGAAGUGCUACAGCAUGUGGCCACCAACCUGGGGCGAAGCCGCGCCUGGCUCUACCUGGCUCUCAAUGAGAAUUCCUUGGAGAGCUACCUUCGCCUGUUCCAGGAGAACCUGGGUCUGUUACAGAAGUACUAUGUCAGGAAUGCCCUGGUCUGCAGCCACGAUCACUUGACUCUCUUCCUGACCUUGGUGUCUGGGUUGGAGUUUAUUCGGUUCGACCUGGAUCUGGAUGCCCCGUACUUAGACCUGGCCCCAUAUAUGCCUGACUACUAUAAACCUCAGUACCUGCUGGACUUUGAAGACCGCCUUCCCAGCUCAGUCCACGGCUCAGACAGCCUGUCCCUGAACUCCUUCAACUCUGUCACCUCCACCAACCUGGAAUGGGAUGACAGCGCAAUUGCCCCAUCUAGUGAGGAUGGAGACCUCACAGAUACCAUCAGUGGUCCCCGCUCUACUGCUUCAGACCUGACCAGUAGCAAGGCAUCCACCAAGAGCCCCACCCAGCGCCACAACCCCUUCAACGAGGAGCAGGCGGAGAGCGCGUCAUCUGAGACCACCCCCGUGCACACUACCUCUCAGGAGAAGGAAGAGGCCCAGGCCCCAGACCAGCCAGAUGCUUGUACAGAGCUUGAAGUUAUCAGGGUCACCAAGAAGAAGAAGAUUGGCAAGAAGAAAAAGACCAAGCUGGAUGAGGAAGCAAGCCCACUGCACCCCAACUGUAGCCAGCAGAAGUGCGGUCGGCAGGGGGACGGUGACGGACUUGUGGGCACCCCAGGCCUGGCGCGGAACUGUUCGGACACCAUACUUGCCUCUCCACAGGAGCAAGGGGAAGGGCCCGGCAGUACCGCCGGGAGCUGUGAGCACUCAGAGCUCAGCCAGAUGGGUUUGCUGAUCCCCGAGAUGAAGGACACCUCCAUGGAGUGCCUAGGACAGCCCCUGAGCAAGGUCAUCGACCAGCUUCAUGGCCAGCUGGACCCUAGCACCUGGUGCUCCCGUGUCGAGCCCCCGGAUCAGUCCUUUCGGACCGGCUCUCCCGGGGAGGCCCCGGAGAAACCGCCAUUUUGCGACUUUAGUGAGGGGCUUCCAGCCCCCAUGGACUUCUACCGGUUUACAGUCGAGAGUCCAAGUACUGUUGCACCAGGUGGCGGCCACCAUGACCCUCCAGGGUCUAGCCAACCGCUGCAUGUUCCUGGUAGCCCUGCGCCUGCUCUCCAAGAAGAAGAGGGAGGAAGAGGAGAGGGACAGACAUCUCAGCCCCUAGAGGACCAGCAAGGGAAGGAGAUUCAGGAGCCAGAGCCUCAGGAACCAGACAGCCAGUUGCCGCUGGUCAGCCAGGAGCCUGGGCCUGAACCUGUGUCCCAGCCUGAACCUGGAACCCAGGAAACUCUUUGCAAGCUCAAGGGAGACCAGCCCAGUCCUUGUCUGAGCAGUGCUGAGGACUCCGGGGUAGACGAGGGCCAGGGUAGCCCCUCAGAGAUGACGCACCCCUCAGAGUUCAGAGUAGACAACAACCACUUGCUCCUACUCAUGAUUCACGUCUUUCGAGAAAAUGAAGAACAGUUGUUCAAAAUGAUCCGGAUGAGCACAGGGCACAUGGAGGGUAACCUACAGCUGCUCUACGUGCUACUCACAGACUGCUAUGUCUACCUGCUUCGGAAAGGGGCCACAGAAAAGCCAUACCUGGUGGAAGAGGCUGUUUCUUACAAUGAACUUGACUAUGUGUCGGUUGGCCUGGACCAACAGACUGUCAAGCUGGUGUGCACCAACCGCAGGAAGCAGUUUCUGCUGGACACGGCCGACGUGGCCCUGGCUGAGCUGUUCUUGGCGUCUCUGAAGUCAGCCAUGAUCAAAGGUUGCCGGGAACCACCCUACCCCAGCGUCUUGACUGAUGCCACCAUGGAGAGGCUGGCGCUGGCAAAAUUUGUCGCCCAGGAAUCCAAAUGUGAGGCAUCCACUGUGACCGUGCACUUCUACGGACUUGUACACUGGGAGGACCCCAUGGAAGAGGCCCUGGGCCCUGUUCCUUGCCAGUGCUCACCCGCUGAGGGCACGAUCACCAAAGAAGGCAUGCUCCACUAUAAGGCCAGCACCUCCUACCUGGGCAAAGAGCACUGGAAGGCCUGCUUCGUGGUGCUCAGCAAUGGGAUCCUCUACCAGUAUCCUGAUCGCACUGACGUCAUCCCCCUGCUCUCCGUGAACAUGGGUGGGGAGCAGUGCGGUGGCUGCCGGAGAUCCAACACCACGGAUCGGCCCCACGCCUUCCAGGUCAUUCUGGCUGACCGGCCUUGCCUGGAGCUAAGCGCCGACAGUGAGGCCGAGAUGGCAGACUGGAUGCAACAUCUUUGCCAGGCCGUAUCCAAAGGAGUCAUACCCCAGGGCAUAGCUCCCAGCCCCUGUAUCCCUUGCUGUCUGGUGAUCACGGAGGACCGCCUCUUCACAUGCCACGAAGAUUGCCAAACCAGCUUCUUCCGCUCCCUGGGCACAGCCAGACUGGCGGACAUCACUGCUAUCUCCACUGAGUUAGGCAAGGAGUACUGUGUCCUGGAGUUCUCCCAGGAUAGCCCCCAGCUGCCGAAGCCCUGGGUCAUCUACAUGAGCUGCACUUCCGAGUUGGACCGGUUCCUGACCGCCCUGAGCUCUGGGUGGAAAGCCAUCUACCAGGUAGACCUUCCUCACAAGGCAAUCCAUGAAGCUUCCAUCAAGCAGAAAUUUGAAGAUGCCCUGAGCCUCAUCCACAGCGCCUGGCAGCGGAGCGACAGCCUCUGCCGCGGCAGGGCCUCCCGGGACCCCUGGUGCUGAGGCUGGGCAACCCUGUGGGCAGGCGGGAAGGAGGUGUGCUGACCAGCCUCUGCACUGUGGUGUGCCGCCAUGGCGUUUCAGAGCCAGGGGCCAACAACCCACUCCUGCCUUGGGGUGGCAGAACCACUUAGUGUGGCUGGCGUGAGAGAGGAAUUCAGUCAGUGCCUGGCACCACAGGCAUCCUGCCCGAUGGUAGUGACUAGAGGUCACUGGGGCAGACGGUCUGAGCCCUGUGGGCUCCGUAGACACUUGGUGUCCCCGGCCACCACUUUAGUCCUCACCAUCUGCUCAGGGUGGCGGAGAGAAGGAUAGUAUCCGUUGAAGGGGGAGCAAAGAGACCAGGAGGAUGGGCGUGCUGUCUUCCUCUCUUGGGUCAGGGGCCUGGGCGGAUGGUCAGGGCCCCCUGGGGUCCUGAGUGCCCAGCCACCCUUGUUCGUUUUUGAACACUGUCCCCACUGCACAGGGAAACGUGAGCACUAGGUAUCUGUGCAUGCCCCCUCUCACGAAUCCACCCCAUGCACAGCAGCCUGUCUCGCACAGCCUGGGCCCAGCCGGCAGCUCUCCAUGGCUAAAAGGGGCCCUGCAUGUCCAUAGCCCUGCCUUUCCUCUUCCUCAAGUACAGCAGAGCUCGUAGGACCACAGAUCAGUUGUUCCUCUUGUCAGGAGCAAAAGACAAGGGCUGAGAGAGGGAGCAGAGUCCAUGAGCACAGUGUCUUCUUUGACACCUGACAACCUACCCCUGCUUGGCCAGAGCUAGCCCUUCCUGAGGUCUCUAUUAGGUCCCUUGAGGGACAGACAGGUCAGGUGGAUUGGGUUUUGUUUUUUAAAAUAAAAUUGAUGUUAUAUUGCUGA
This is a messenger RNA of Rattus norvegicus (Norway rat), 4111 nucleotides long. RefSeq names its product pleckstrin homology and RUN domain containing M2 (gene Plekhm2). Gene Ontology annotation, biological process: natural killer cell mediated cytotoxicity; lysosome localization; Golgi organization. Gene Ontology annotation, cellular component: cytoplasm; lysosomal membrane; endosome membrane. Gene Ontology annotation, molecular function: kinesin binding. The record is from RefSeq and is a predicted model, not a curated record. NCBI's taxonomy places the organism in Eukaryota, Metazoa, Chordata, Mammalia, Rodentia, Muridae.